AUGCCCAUUGAAAAUAUCGAAUGCUCUCGAAUCGCCGCUUUGUCUCGUGUCAUUCAAUUCUAUUUGUUCGGGUCUGCGAGGCUGGGGGGACCUAUUCGCACAUCUGCAAUAACACCCGACUGGAUUCUAAUGUAUUCCGAGCAACCUGUUGCCGGAGACAAUCAGCCAAGAACGUUAACGAGCGAGUGCAGAACCAUAAGAACGUGCGGUGGAUGUAGAUAUCUGUGGCACUUAGGGGCAUUCGGCUUCCUCCUUAUGGGUGUCCUUCUAGCACUACCGUCUCCCGGAUUACUCUCGUGCAAACACGCAUACGUGCAUGCUUGGUUUCGUGUACAUGUUCCAAAUACAUGCACAAAUCGUAUCGCCGAAACAGGAGAGAAACCGUCGAAUGGUGGCGCUUAUGUGCUAGCGGAUCCCGGAGCGAAGUUGUAUCUUGAGUGGAGUUCGCCACCAAUGCAAUACUAUGCGUAUGGUCAAUGCAAUUUUUUGGACAAGACCCUUAUUGUGUCUCCGAGUGUUGGGGUACCUUUGAAUGUCGUCCGGCUGCCGACGAAUAGCACCACCAUCGAACGUUCAUUUGCGAUGAGCCACGUAAACAAGACGUUCAUUCUCCUUGAACUGGGCCAUACUUUCAUCUUCAACUUUCCUCCUGUGAUCCGAUAUGAAUUGGAAGAAGAGCCAGCCGGAGGAGGUCCGAUGAAACAUAUCGCCGCGCCUUAUCGUAAGUUUUCGUGGUAUGCGAAUUGUGCAGCGCUCCUUCGGUAUCACGAGGCAAUUCAUCCUACUCGAUGGAAGUAUAGAAGAGUGGAGGGCAUUCUCUUUGAUGAGUCACGCGAUAGGGGUCAGGUCCCAGACAAACGAAGACUUACGAGAACGGAGAAAAUGCCCAAGGGCCAAGAUAGCAAACCCAGCGCAUCAAGCGGCUGCCGGACCUAUGUCCUGCUGGAUGUCGGACGGAAAUAG
Fomitiporia mediterranea MF3/22 is the source of this 963-nucleotide messenger RNA. RefSeq lists its product as uncharacterized. The coding region runs from base 1 to 963 and encodes 320 amino acids. The transcript is spliced from 5 exons. NCBI's taxonomy places the organism in Eukaryota, Fungi, Basidiomycota, Agaricomycetes, Hymenochaetales, Hymenochaetaceae. The record is from RefSeq and is a predicted model, not a curated record.